UCGUACGCGAGUUCAGCUCUCGCUUCUCGACGACGAAUAAGCUUUUCCGAGCACCCUCGUACACUCGACUCGCGCCACUCUGCUCGCUCGGGUUAGCGAACUCGAUAGUUUCACGAAGGAAACCGGCAAGAGAAAAAGGUCGCCACCAUGGACGCGAUCAAGAAGAAGAUGCAAGCGAUGAAGCUUGAGAAGGACAACGCGAUGGAUAAGGCCGACGCCUGCGAGGGCCAGGCCAAGGAGGCGAAUAUGCGCGCCGACAAGGUCAACGAGGAGGUCAGCGAGUUGCAGAAGAAGCUAACUCAGGUGGAGGGCGACCUCGAGUCCAACAAACAGAACUUGGAACAGGCGAACAAGGACCUGGAAGAGAAAGAGAAGGCCCUUACCAACGCCGAGUCCGAAGUCGCCGCUCUGAACCGAAAAGUCCAACUGAUCGAAGAGGAUUUGGAACGCUCCGAGGAACGACUCAACACCGCCACCGCCAAGUUAGCCGAGGCGUCCCAGGCUGCUGACGAGUCCAGCCGUAUGUGCAAAGUAUUGGAAAACCGUGCACAACAAGAUGAAGAGAGGAUGGAUCAGCUGACGAACCAACUGAAGGAGGCGCGUCUGCUCGCUGAGGACGCCGACGGAAAGUCUGACGAAGUGUCGCGAAAGCUGGCCUUCGUUGAGGACGAGCUGGAAGUCGCGGAGGAUCGAGUAAAGUCCGGCGAAGCCAAGAUCAUGGAGCUGGAGGAGGAACUGAAAGUUGUCGGUAACAGCUUGAAGUCUCUCGAGGUUUCCGAGGAGAAAGCUAACCAAAGAGUCGAGGAAUUCAAGCGACAACUCAAAACUUUGACGGUGAAGCUGAAGGAGGCGGAAGCCCGGGCCGAAUUCGCCGAGAAAACCGUCAAGAAACUGCAAAAGGAGGUCGACAGGCUCGAAGACGAGCUGGGCAUCAACAAGGACAGAUACAAGUCGCUCGCCGACGAGAUGGACUCCACGUUCGCCGAACUGGCGGGAUACUAAACUGUUUCGUCCGUUCUAUGCUUCGUAUAACGAUCGCAAUAUCACGCGUGGGGAUGGAACUACGAUCGCUACGCGCGUAGGACCUCGAGUACUCGACCCAUCGUUGCGAGAACGACGAAAGAAGCAAGGGGCUGAGGACACGUCGAAGAUUGGAUGUUAUUUAUCUAAAUUAUGCUACGUUUACGCGACGUCGUUGGUCAAUAUAUCAUGGAGAUCGUACGAAAAUUUUACUCUGUUACACUGUUGUACCAAAUAUUACACGAGACCCAAUAAAACUGCUGAAAUGUGG
Colletes gigas is the source of this 1291-nucleotide messenger RNA. It is a transcript of the gene Tm2, whose product is annotated as tropomyosin-1. The coding region runs from base 148 to 1002 and encodes 284 amino acids. Gene Ontology annotation, molecular function: actin filament binding. NCBI's taxonomy places the organism in Eukaryota, Metazoa, Arthropoda, Insecta, Hymenoptera, Colletidae. Gene Ontology annotation, biological process: actin filament organization; muscle contraction. Gene Ontology annotation, cellular component: actin filament. The record is from RefSeq and is a predicted model, not a curated record. The transcript has 7 exons.